AGACUUCCUGAGUCACAAGUCAACACUGGAAACCCUCGUGACGAAGACACAUAUAAAUACAGGACAGUUUUAACCAAGGUUAAUCAGUUUUAAAAUACACAUCAGCAUGAAGUUAAGUGUCUGUAUCGGCGUUUUCUUGCUCCUUGGAUAUGUAUUAGCCCAAGGGAAUGGCAGAAAUCAAAGAAGAGAAGAAAGAAUGAAGUUGAGGGAAGAAAGGAAGAAAUUAAGACAGCAGAGACGAGAAAAUCGUUUUAAGAACACCUUCAGAUGGACUCUUGUGUUGGACGAUGCAGCGAAAACCGAGCUGAAACAAGGAGCUUUCGUCAACACAGAAAAGAACUACAUUCUCCUCUGGUCUGGUGGCACAUCACUAGCGUCCACUGGAUUCAACAAAACCAUAGUGAUGCAAGAUAAUGCAGGCCUUGUCGCAGUGCUUCCAUUUAGUCGUGGUGGCAGAAGAAUGAAUAAACCUUUCCGGAGAGUCAGACCAUUUCUCUUGAACAGAGCCAGGCGUCAGGCUCGACCUGAUGGAAUUGGCGCGACUGACAUAGAACAACCUGGGUUGGGAGGCGGACUGGGGCGAAGACGUCCAGGUCAAGGUCGUAGAGGCGGUCGAGGCCGUGGUAGAGGUGGUCAAGGCCGCGGCAGAGGUGGUCAAGGCCGCGGCAGAGGUGGUCAAGGCCGUGGUAGAGGCGGUCAAGGCCGUGGUAAAGGUGGUCAAGGUCGUGGUAGAGGUGGUCAAGGACGUGGCAGAGGCGGACAAGGUCGGGGUCAAGGGAGAGGACGUGGUUUUAUGGGAGGUCGAAGAGGAGGGAAUGAAAAAAUGCCAUGCUACAUAGUUGCUGCCCAAACAUCAUACGCUGAAACAAUAAAUCUACUCAAAGUUAAUAACGCAAGUGGCACUGUUGACGUGGCAAAAGAAAUCCUUGACUUCGUGACCGACACAACACCUAUGGUUGGAGAUUUGAAAACUACGUUUGCCACUGAACACCCCAACCUGGCGACAUUCUGUGAUGAACGAGAUAUUACUGAUGCACGAACUGUCACUGCAGGUGAAGAUUUGAACAUCGAAAACGUCAUCAAUGUAAUUGGCGUCGGAAGACGUUUCAAAAUCCGAAUUAAGAAAAACUUGGCAUGAAGAUGAUGUGCACUAUGGCGUGAUGGCAUGGAUUGUGUUAUUUUACAUGGAUGUAAAAUAUAAAGGGCAUUUUUCUAUAGUAUAGCAUAAUUAUGUAGUCUGUUUUAGGGUCUCCAAGUUACAUGGAGAAAAAUAAGUACAGCAGAAAAUUUAGUUUCACACCAAGUCCCUUUUUCAUUUUUCCUAUUAAAUAGGAAAGGGCACGUGUCAUAUAAUUAUUCCAAAGGGGUAUUGCUGUAACUGACCUAUGUAUAAUAUAUUUGUUUUCAUAUCUAGACGUUUUUCCAUUUUAUUUAUUCACAACACUCAUUAUAGUCACAUGGUUUGUUAAUAAUAUUUCACAGUAAAGUAUAAUAUGUUUGCAUUGCUUGAUAAAAUA
Molecule: messenger RNA, 1517 nt
Organism: Gigantopelta aegis
Lineage: Eukaryota; Metazoa; Mollusca; Gastropoda; Neomphalida; Peltospiridae
Product: protein FAM98B-like
Exons: 5
Coding region: 107-1138 (343 amino acids)
Source: RefSeq, a predicted model, not a curated record